Bombus pyrosoma is the source of this 2798-nucleotide messenger RNA. RefSeq names its product large neutral amino acids transporter small subunit 1. Bases 205 to 1725 code for a protein of 506 amino acids. The transcript is spliced from 11 exons. The record is from RefSeq and is a predicted model, not a curated record. Lineage: Eukaryota; Metazoa; Arthropoda; Insecta; Hymenoptera; Apidae. Gene Ontology annotation, biological process: amino acid transmembrane transport. Gene Ontology annotation, molecular function: L-amino acid transmembrane transporter activity. Gene Ontology annotation, cellular component: membrane.
UACGUAGUACCUGGUUCCGCGUGGACGUCGUUGUUUUAUUCUUCGUUUCUUUUAGUUCGUGUUCUAACAACGAUUUACGUUGAUCCUACUCGUUUCGUAUAUCCCUUGUUUAUCGACACAUCGCGCCGUUUAAGCAUAAAGGACGGCUUCCAUCGGCUUGAUGAUCUGCAUAUCCAAUAAGCAAGGAUUUUGUGGCUCAAUGAGAUGCGACACACGUAUGGAACCUUUGGGAGGAUGUCGAAGUCGGGAAGCAUCAAGGAUGACGAGAAGGGGCCGUAUGACCCGGUUCCAAUCGCCGACAAAGCCAACGACGAGAUCAAACUAGAGGCGAAGAUGUCCCUAUUGAAUGGAAUUACCGUGAUCGUUGGCUCCAUUAUUGGUUCUGGCAUAUUCGUUAGCCCGACCGGCGUCCUCAAGUAUACAGGAAGCGUGAACGCGAGCCUUCUGGUAUGGACAGCUUCCGGUAUCUUCUCCACGGUAGGUGCGUACUGUUACGCGGAACUAGGUUGCAUGAUCAGAAAGUCGGGUGCCGAUUACGCGUAUAUCAUGGAGACCUUCGGACCAUUUCUGGCGUUCAUCAGGCUCUGGGUUGAGUGCAUGAUAGUCCGGCCUUGCAGUCAGGCCAUCGUUGCCUUGACUUUUAGCGUUUACGUGCUGAAGCCAGUGUUUCCGGAUUGUGCACCGCCGGACGAUGCCACGAGGAUAUUGGCAGCGUGCUGCAUCUGCAUAUUGGCGUUCAUUAACUGCUGGGACGUAAAAUGGGCUACCAGGGUGCAAGACAUUUUCACAUACGCAAAAUUACUCGCUCUUUUCAUCAUCAUCUUCGCAGGAGCUUAUCAACUCUUCACUGGACACACGCAGUAUUUCACGUUCGACAAUACAAACACAGAAGUGACGUCGAUAGCACUCAGCUUUUAUUCGGGACUGUUCGCUUACAACGGCUGGAACUACUUGAAUUUCAUCAUCGAGGAACUGAAGGACCCUGUCAAGAAUUUGCCAAAGGCUAUUGCUAUCUCGUGCGUCCUUGUUACAACAGUCUACGUUUUCGCAAACAUGGCAUUUUACACAACGCUGAGUCCAGUGGAAGUUCUCGGCAGUGAGGCUGUAGCAGUCACGUUUGCGAAUCGUUUGUUCGGUAUGUUCGCCUGGAUGAUACCAGUAUUCGUCGCCCUUUCCACAUUCGGCGCUGUAAAUGGAAUUCUUCUGACAUCCUCCAGGCUCUUCUACGCUGGCGCCUGUGAAGGUCAAAUGCCUGAAAUAUUAACGAUGAUCCAAAUUUCGAGGCUCACCCCUACGCCAGCUGUCCUUUGCAUGACUAUGUUGUCCAUGUUGUAUCUCUGCUCUUCCGACAUCUUCGCCCUCAUCAAUUACGUUGGUUUUGCUACUUGGUUGAGCAUAGGAGUUUCUGUCCUCUGUCUACCAUGGCUCAGAUGGACACAACCAAAGCUGCUCAGGCCCAUCAAAGUGAACCUCUUCUUCCCCAUAAUCUAUAUUCUUGCCACCCUCUUUGUAACUAUUGUGCCCAUGUAUGCCAGUCCUGUGGAAACAGGAUAUGGUUGCCUGAUGAUCCUCUCAUCUAUACCCGUAUAUUUUGUGUUUGUCGCGUGGAAAAACAAGCCCAAGUUGUUCCAGAAAGGAGUCGGCGCCGUUACCAAAACAUUGCAGAAGAUGAUGGUAGUCGUCGGACCAAAGACUAAGGUUCAAAGAAGAAAAGAUACACUCUGAUAUAAUCUUACUCUCUUCAUGUCACGCAUGUUUAGCAUCUCUUGAUUUCUAUUAUUGAUUCGUCUAAGCUUAUUGCUUUUCGAUCAUCGUGCAUGCUAAUAAUUUUGACAAAUCUGAAUCUUCACGAGCACUGUAUUAUUUGUAUAUUUUUGAUUAUCUAUCCCGCCACCUUGGGUAGUUUUUACUGUAUUAUAAUUUUUAUAUUCACAUUACUAGUUAGAAUUUAAUCGUUUAAAUAUUUUAUCAAUUUUUGACAUAUUAUCGUCCAUAUAUUUUGGUUUAUUUUUUCGUGAUAUAAAGUUUCGUAAUAUUAUUUCUACAUAUACUAGUCAUGUAGUUUUAUACCAAUUUAGAGUUUCAUAAGUAUUGGUUGAUUCGUCUUUAAGUUUGCUCAAACAUUAUUCAAAUUUACGUUUGCAUGUUGCACUCACAUAAUCAGCACCACGCUGACACUAACUCGUACAUGCUCUUACAUGGUGCACCAGUACAAAUUACGAUUAAUGUACUAAUAUGUAAUUCUGAAAUUGAAGUCCGACUGCUGAUCUUUCUAAUUUUUAUUCCUCGAUCGUGGUGUCGUCUGUUAAUAAUUCAUUAAAUCAUGCUCUCGAAUAGACGCUACUUAUAAUUUUUCUAAUAUUUGAGAAUUUAGAAAAAUGUAGUACAAUUUAAAAAAAUAUAAAUUAUUAUUAAAUAAUUAUAAAUGUUACUAUAACUAUAAAUAUAAAUAUUAUGAUAAUUAUAAAUGUACAUAUAACUUUAAAUAUAAUUCAAUUAUUGGAUUAAGCAGACGAAAAAUUAAAAAUAGAGAUGGAACGAAGAUUAAAAUCUAGGGUUAUUUUUUCAAAAAUUAUCUUACAUAGUGAAAUAAUUAAACUGUAAGUGUUGUUUCAUUUUAUAGAAAAAGAUAAUUUCUAUUUUAGAGCUUGACGACUUUACAUCGAGAUUGAAACUCUAGCUAAUCAUCUCUCUCUCUCUCCCAACACCCCCCUCCCUCCCUCCUUCUCUCUCUCUCUCUCUCUCUCUCUCGAACACGCUAUAUAAAAUAAAUCAAAUUACUAAAUUCCUUCAAUCGU